UAUCACUGAACCUCAGGGGUGUCUAAACGAUCAAGAUAAGAGAAUAUUUGUCCGUCAAAAUUUUGUCAUCUCUCUCUUCUCUACCAUUCAGGCUCAGCCGGAACUCUUCGACCCGAUUCGGCACCCCGACCCGGAACUGUGCCAUCUUUGUAAAUGUUCUAUCUUUUACUGGGAGAAUCAGGGAAAAUAAACGAACUUUUUUCUUUCCGAUAACCUCUUUGUUUGCUAUGUUUUUAUCUAUUUGAUAGUUAAUGCUUUAGUAGUGGAAAGAGGCAAAAUGUCAAAAUCUUGCAAGGGCCUGGCUAUGGAACUAGUCAAGUGUCUCAGUGAAUCGGAUUGUGUUAAGGUUGAGAAGAGAUCUUAUAGGGAAUGUGCUGGAGAGAAGAGCCCGUGCAUAUCGAGCGAGUGUGUAGGACUAAGAGAAACUUAUUUCAAUUGCAAGAGAGGCCAGGUUGACAUGAGAGCUAGGAUCCGUGGAAACAAAGGCUACUAAGAGACUAAGCUACCCAGCAUAAAUAGGUAAAAGAUUGUUUGGACUGUGCUCUUAUACUGCUAAUUACUCAGUGGUAAUGACUAAAAGGAGAUGAUGAGGAAAGGAAAGGUGAAUGGAAAGCUCCAAACGGCAGUCCACAACUCCAAAGACUUAAAAACAAAUUUCAUGCUAUCCUGAUAUGAUAGGUUGAGACAUUCGUUUUCUUUCUUUUUCUUAUACAAUUCUUGUUUGGCUUUAAUGGGGUGUCAGCAACCAGAAAAGUCUUUGAUGUAAGAUUCAAGACUACGUUCAUGGAUUUUAUGAAAACAGGAUAAAGUUUAUAAGGGGUUUAAGGUUUAAUCCCUUUCUUUUAAUGCAUUUUAUGAGGCAGAUCAUUAGGAUGAUUAAAGUAUUGAUACCGUUGGA
Messenger RNA from Pistacia vera, 898 nucleotides. RefSeq names its product cytochrome c oxidase assembly factor 5. Lineage: Eukaryota; Viridiplantae; Streptophyta; Magnoliopsida; Sapindales; Anacardiaceae. The transcript is spliced from 4 exons. Gene Ontology annotation, cellular component: mitochondrion. Gene Ontology annotation, biological process: mitochondrial respiratory chain complex IV assembly. The record is from RefSeq and is a predicted model, not a curated record. Bases 278 to 493 code for a protein of 71 amino acids.